GCGGCGCCGGAGGGCCGCGGGAGCAGGUGUUCUCUUUUUGGAUUCCUAUGUCCUAUUGCGAGGAGGAUUUCUUCAAAGAGUACCUCAAGAUGAUGGCGAAUAUUAUCAUCCCGAACGCGCUCAUUUGCAUUUCUCUGGUGUUCUGGAUCGUGUCCAUGACCGCAAGUACGUACUACGGUACUUUAAGACCUAUUUCUCCAUGGCGCUGGCUUUUUUCAAUCUUGGUUCCACUAACAAUUGCUACACAGGGUUUUAAGAAGAGUCUUGAUCACAGUGGUGCAUUGGGAGGAUUGUUGGUUGGAUUUAUCCUUACAGUUGCAAAUUACAGUUUCUUCACCUCUUUGUUUGUAUUUUUUAUUACUUCUUCAAAACUUACUAAAUGGAAAAAAGAUAUAAAGAAGCAAAUAGAUUCAGAAUACAAAGAAGGUGGACAGAGGAACUGGUUGCAAGUAUUGUGUAAUGGUGGUGUUCCUACUGAGCUGGCUCUCUUAUAUAUGAUAGAAAAUGGACGGGGUGAAAUUCCUAUAGACUUUUCAAAGCAAUACACAGCAUCAUGGAUGUGCUUAUCCCUUUUGGGAGCUUUGGCAUGCUCUGCUGGUGAUACAUGGGCUUCAGAGAUUGGUAGUGUUAUGAGUAAAAGCAAGCCAAGGUUGAUAACAACCUGGGAAAAGGUUCCAGUGGGUACUAAUGGAGCAAUUACUUUUGUGGGCCUGCUGUCAAGUUUGCUUGGCGGCAUGGUAGUAGGUAUAGCCUACUUCAUCGCACAACUCAUUUUCAGGGUGAGUUUUGGAAAGCAUUACAUAGUUCUGAUGUGGAAGGAAAUUGUAGCUCUUGAUUCCACCCAGAGAUAA
Messenger RNA from Pezoporus flaviventris, 851 nucleotides. Its product is annotated as transmembrane protein 19-like. Gene Ontology annotation, cellular component: membrane. The transcript has 2 exons. The coding region runs from base 48 to 851 and encodes 267 amino acids. The record is from RefSeq and is a predicted model, not a curated record. Lineage: Eukaryota; Metazoa; Chordata; Aves; Psittaciformes; Psittacidae.